Molecule: messenger RNA, 868 nt
Organism: Oncorhynchus tshawytscha (Chinook salmon)
Lineage: Eukaryota; Metazoa; Chordata; Actinopteri; Salmoniformes; Salmonidae
Product: insulin-like
Exons: 3
Coding region: 289-717 (142 amino acids)
Cellular component (GO): extracellular region
Molecular function (GO): hormone activity
Source: RefSeq, a predicted model, not a curated record
AUACUCUUUAGUGUGUCUGAAGCAGGAACAGGUGGGUCAAAUGCAAGCCAACAAUCCCUGGAAUCCUCUGUACAUCUCAGACACAGGUCACAUCAGUUACGUCCGAUUCACCGGCCCUCCGCUUGGACCACUGAUGUCACUUAGUAAAACAAACAUGCCUAACGAGGCGAACAAUUGGAUUGCCACUUACCGUUAGAUUUUAUUGAGCAACUUCUCUUUUCCGCUGACACUGGCAAAGACCACAGACCCUUGUUCCCGAGGCCUGCCUGCCUGCUCCAGGGGUAUAAAAUGGGGGGAGAAUCUGGUGUUCUGCCUCAACCAACUUUUCCUUCAGCAUUUCUGCUACUCUUCUACAGAGCUUCUUCACCACCACCUCCACAGCCCAUCAUCAACAUGGCCCUCUGGCUCCAAGCUGCGUCUCUGCUGGUGCUGCUGGCCCUCUAUCCUGGGGCAGACGCUGCAGCUGCCCAACACCUGUGUGGCUCUCAUCUGGUGGAUGCCCUCUAUCUGGUGUGUGGAGAGAAAGGAUUCUUUUACAACCCAAAGAGAGAUGUGGAUCCCCUAACAGGGUUUCUCUUUCCAAAAUCGUCCCAGGAGAACGAAGUUGCCGAGUACCCGUUCAAAGACCAGAUGGACAUGAUAGUAAAGAGAGGUAUUGUAGAGCAGUGCUGUCACAAGCCUUGCAACAUCUUCGACCUGCAGAACUACUGCAACUGAGGCCUGUCUCACCGCUAAGCCUGUUCUUCUCUCUGCCACUCUCCAAUGCUCAGAGGCAUCAUCUCCGUCUCAAAGAAAAGCUUCAAGUGCAGACAAGAAAUGGCAUAGACAUGUUUUAUUUUUCCUAGAAAAUAAAGUUCUAUGAAAUGAG